GGACACAAAUGGAAAGGGAGGGGCAAAAAAGUAAAGGCUUUAUAUUUCCUCUUCAGGGACACAGCUCCAAUCUCUUCUGCCACUUCACCACUGCAAAGCAGCAAAGGUUUGCACGAAAUGGAUUCCCUCAGCAACGCAAAUGUUGAAUUUUGCCUUGAUGUGUUCAAAGAGCUGAGCAGUAACCACGGGGGAGAUAACGUCUUCUUUUCUCCACUGAGUCUGCUUUACGCUCUAAGUAUGAUCCUCCUUGGAGCCAGAGGAAACAGUGCAGAGCAGAUGGAAAAGGUGCUUCACUUUAAUCACAUUGCAGAGUCAUUAGGACCAGAGUUCAAGGACUCAGCUAAGUGCAGUCAAAUUGGAAGGAUUCAUUCACAGUUUGGAGUCCUGUUCUCUCAAAUCAACCAGCCAGACUCUAACUAUACCCUCAGCAUUGCCAACAGACUCUACGGGACAAAGGCAAUGGCAUUUCACAAGCAAUACUUAAACUGUUCUGAGAAACUGUAUCAAGCCAGCCUGCAAACUGUUGAUUUUGAAUGGUCUGCGGAAGAAACGAGGAAAACUAUUAACGCUUGGGUUGAAAGUAAAACUAAUGGAAAAGUCACUAACCUCUUUGGAAAGGGCACAAUUGACUCUUCUUGUGUCAUGGUCCUGGUGAAUGCCAUUUAUUUCAAAGGACAAUGGCAAAAUAAAUUUCAGGAAAAAGAGACGGUUAAAACCCCCUUUCAGCUAAGUAAGGGUAAAAGUGUAAUUGUAGAAAUGAUGUGUCAAACUGGAAAGUUUAAAUUGGCCACCAUCAAGGAGCCACAGAUGCAAGUUCUUGAGCUGCCCUAUGUUAACCACGAACUAAGCAUGAUUAUUCUGCUUCCAGUGGGCACGAAUGAUCUAGACCAGGUAGAAAGGCAGCUGAACUCCAAGACAUUUCAGGAGUGGACCAGCCCGUCGAACAUGGUGGAAAGGGACGUGGAAGUGCAUCUCCCUCGAUUCAAACUGGAAAUCAAGUAUGAGCUAAAUUCCCUGUUAAAAUCCUUGGGGAUGACAGACAUCUUCAACUGGGUCAAAGCUGAUCUUUCUGGAAUGUCAUCGGCCAAGGGCCUCUAUGUAUCAAAGGUCAUACACAAGUCCUAUGUGGAUGUCAAUGAGGAAGGCACGGAGGCAGCUGCAGCCACGGGGGACAUCCUGGUGGUAAAAAGACUUCCCAUCCGAGCUCAGUUUGUGGCAAACCACCCCUUCCUGUUCUUCAUAAGGCACAUUCACACCAACACCCUUCUUUUCUGUGGCAAGCUCACCUCACCCUGAGCAAAUGGGGUUGAGCAAGACUUGGGGUCACAGAGGAGGUCAAACCUGUGACUAAAAGCAGUUCAUAACUCUCCCACCUGUGUACCUCAGUUUGCUCCUCUGCAAAAUGGGUCUUGGAUCCCUCCCACCUUACUCCAUGACUUGGUGAACCCUAAGCAUGUGGUAACCAAGGAAGAAGGCAUAUCUACAAAAAGCCUCUCUGACUCUAUUAUCUUUGGGGCCUUAUUUAGGUGCUGUCUGGGGGACAUGAUCAAGUCAAGGGGAAAAAUCUGAAACAAUUCGAUUGUCUUGACUUGUUUAUAUCAGUGAGCUCUUGAAUAAGUGACCACUUUACCUUCUGAAAACCAAUUUAAGGGUUUCAACUUUGAAUGGAUUUUAAAAGCUGUUAUUUUCCUUGAAUGUGUAAAUAUAACUCUGUGAAUUCUAUAUAGACUAUAAUAAAUACAUGAAAUGCCUUCA
Sus scrofa (pig) is the source of this 1755-nucleotide messenger RNA. RefSeq names its product serpin family B member 11 (gene SERPINB11). Gene Ontology annotation, biological process: negative regulation of endopeptidase activity. Gene Ontology annotation, molecular function: serine-type endopeptidase inhibitor activity. The record is from RefSeq and is a predicted model, not a curated record. NCBI's taxonomy places the organism in Eukaryota, Metazoa, Chordata, Mammalia, Artiodactyla, Suidae.